Messenger RNA from Leptidea sinapis, 2127 nucleotides. Its product is annotated as putative fatty acyl-CoA reductase CG5065. Gene Ontology annotation, cellular component: peroxisome. Gene Ontology annotation, molecular function: alcohol-forming very long-chain fatty acyl-CoA reductase (NADP+) activity. Gene Ontology annotation, biological process: long-chain fatty-acyl-CoA metabolic process. The record is from RefSeq and is a predicted model, not a curated record. The transcript is spliced from 13 exons. Bases 39 to 1601 code for a protein of 520 amino acids. Lineage: Eukaryota; Metazoa; Arthropoda; Insecta; Lepidoptera; Pieridae.
CAUUACGCGGAGUGCACGUCCUCGAGCAGCGCCAUCUCAUGAACGGCAGCGGAACUAGCAGUAUCAUGGCGACCACGGUGCGGGAAUUUUACAAAGGAAAGUCCAUUCUUGUGACCGGAGCAACAGGCUUUGUUGGAAAGGUUCUCCUGGUGAAACUGCUUCGAGAAUGUUCUGACCUGAAUGUGAUCUACGUUCUGAUGAGGCAAAAGAAGGGAGUUCCGCCAGAGGAAAGACUCAAGGAGCUCUGCAACAACAAGGCGUUCGAAUCAUUGAUGAAGAAAGAUCCGUCGGUAUUCAGUAAGCUCCGGCUGGUUUCUGGAGAUAUCCUAGAGGAAGACCUGGGGCUGUCCAAUGAUGACAGGCAAGAGUUACAGAAGAACUGUCAAAUCAUUUUCCACGGCGCGGCGUGUGUGAGAUUUGACCAGAAGCUGAAAGACGAGAUCAACAUGAACACGACGGGGACACUACGACUGCUAACCCUAGCUGAAACUAUGGAGAAUCUACUGGCGUUCGUGCACCUCUCCACCGCGUACUGCCGCUGCCACCUGCAGGAGCUGGAUGAGCAGCUUUACCCAGCCGUCCACAAGCCGCGCAAGAUCAUCGACAUCUGCCAGUGGAUGGAUGACGCCACGCUGGCACACCUUGAGCCCAAGCUCAUCGAGUCAGAACCAAAUACGUACUCUUACACGAAGGCCAUCACGGAAGACCUAGUGGCUGAGUACAGCUCUAAGUUUCCCAUCGCCAUCGGAAGACCAUCAAUAGUAACGUGUGCAUGGAAGGAGCCAAUACCUGGAUGGGUGGACAACAUGAACGGACCUACCGGCCUACUCAUUGCCAGCGGUAAAGGUGUGAUUCGUUCGAUGCACUGCGAGCCGUCGUACACCGCGGACGCGAUACCUGUCGACGUAGUCGCUAACGGCUGUAUACUCAUUGCGUACGCGACCGCACUCGAUAAGUCAAAGGAUCCCCAAGUCUACAAUAUAACACUGUCGGGAGUCCAGAAGGUCACGUGGUACGAAAUAAUUGAAACUGGCAGGAAGCUGGUGAAUACGUACCCCUACCUGGUUGCGUUAUGGUACCCUGGCGGCACCAUCAAGUCCUACUGGUUCACGCACGCCAUUUGUGUCCUGCUGUUCCACAUCUUGCCAGCCUAUUUCUGUGAUGCCUUACUCUUUCUGCUUGGAAAGAAGACUUUUAUGGUGAAAGUGCAAAAGAGGAUAAGCCACGGUCUCGGCGUCAUCCAGUACUACACGACCAAAGAGUGGCACUUCCGGAACACAAACUUUUUGGCGCUGCAGCAGAGAGUCAGCAAGGAGGAGCGAGAGCUGUUCUACAUCGAUGUCAGCAACCUAAACCGACAGGAUUACCUGCGGGACUACGUCAUCGGGACAAGGGAGUUCGUUUGCAAGGAGGGCCCUGAGACCCUUCCCAGAGCGAGAAGGCUUCAUAUGAUCCGCUACAUCGUGGAUCGUGUCGUGAAGAUCCUCUUCUUCUCUCUCCUGGUGUGGAUGGUCUACUCUAACUUCUCUUCUCUCACGUCACUCGUUACGUCUGUGGACAACUCUCUCCGCUCGUGGUUGUAUCCAGCUGUCUCAAAUUAAAAUAGUUUGCUCUUUAAGUAAUUGGUAAUAUUAAUCACAUUUAAAAAGGUAUUUAAAAUAUGAAAAAAGUAUGAGGGAAUGAUUUUAGCAAUUUUAUGAAACUUUAUGAGGGUAUAUACGAUGUUAUAAUCUACCGUUAAGAGUCUCAUUAAGAUCCACAUGAUAAGGAAAAUAUGAAAAAUGGCAUAAGGUGUAAUUAAGUUUAAAGUCUGCAUGCAGAGUUAUAUAUUAUGGAAUUCACAUAAUAUAUGCAAUAAAUAUAGCUACAUACUUGUUAUUUGCUGACGCAAAACAUUAACGAAAUCAAUGCAUUAAUUAACUUGAAUCCUUGAAGAUUGAAAAGCGACGUUGUCACGCAUUGUAAAUAUAUAUUUAUUUGACUGAAAUUCACCCGCGUGCAUCGUUGCCGCUCUGCCUUGAUCCUUGUAAGAGCGGCAACGAUGCGGUGGUUAAAUAAAUACAUAUUAUAAAUUUACGACCUUUGACUAAAUGCAUAUUUUUUCUAUACUUUUGUGGACUAAUAUUU